AAAAUGUUUUGUGUUAAUUGUGUCUUGUCUUUAGGGAUUGUUUGGAUCUUGCAUAAACAAUACUAUCCAUACAUGGGCAUUGCGAAUCAAAGGGCCUUUGUUCGUUGCAAUGUUCAAGCCAUUGUCCAUUGCGAUAGCUGUUGCAAUGGGUGUCAUUUUCCUCCGAGAUUCUCUCUACAUCGGCAGCUUGAUCGGGGCAACGGUAAUAACAAUGGGGUUUUACACGGUGAUGUGGGGUAAAGCUAAGGAAGUGGCCUUGGUCGAAGAUGACAAAAAGGCUAACCACGAGCAGGCCAACGAAGCUGAUCUUGACUCUACAUCGGGUUCACAGAAGGCUCCUCUCUUGGAAAGUUACAAGAAUGAUGAACAUGUCUAAGGACUAUCAAGCAUUGAAGAUCGCGCUAUAUGUAUGUGUGAAAUUUCAUAUGUGAAUGUCUUUGUAAUUUAUUUAACGAAACAAAUAUGAUCUUUAAUUUUUAGGAAUUAAAUGUGUUCUAAUCAAAAUCUCAUAAUUUAGGAUAUCUUCAAAUCA
Messenger RNA from Camelina sativa (false flax), 532 nucleotides. NCBI's taxonomy places the organism in Eukaryota, Viridiplantae, Streptophyta, Magnoliopsida, Brassicales, Brassicaceae. The record is from RefSeq and is a predicted model, not a curated record.